AUGGGUGUGAACUCCAACAGAGUAGAGCACUUUGAUCACCAUGAAACAACCACCAUAAAAAUCCAAGAAGAGAUACCAAUGCCACCAUUGGAAAUCCACACAGUGCGGUUGCCACCACAUAGAACCACACUCCAGAAACUAAGACAAAGACUCUCCGAAAUCUUCUUCCCUGAUGACCCUCUCCACCGUUUCAAGAACCAAACUUGGUUCAUGAAAUUGCUUAUUGGCCUUCAAUACUUCUUCCCAAUUUUCCAGUGGGGUCCUGAAUACAACCUUACCCUUCUCCGCUCUGACAUCAUCUCUGGCCUCACCAUUGCUAGCCUUGCCAUUCCUCAGGGAAUCAGUUAUGCGAAGCUUGCAAAUUUGCCACCUAUUGUUGGAUUAUAUUCUAGUUUUGUGCCCCCAAUGAUAUACUCACUGCUUGGGAGUUCUAGACAUCUUGGUGUUGGACCUGUUUCAAUUGCUUCUUUGGUUAUGGGAUCAAUGUUGAGUGAGGCAGUUUCUUACACUCGAGAUCCAAUUCUCUAUCUGCAAUUGGCUUUCACUGCCACUUUCUUUGCUGGUUUAUUCCAAGCCUCUUUGGGUAUAUUCAGGUUAGGCUUUUUAAUUGAUUUUCUCUCGAAGGCGACACUAGUGGGUUUCAUGGCAGGUGCUGCGAUCAUUGUGUCAUUGCAGCAACUGAAAGGGUUACUUGGAAUAGUGCACUUUACUAGCAAGAUGCAAAUAGUUCCUGUAUUGAUCUCUGUUUUCAAGCAAAGAGACGAGUGGUCAUGGCAAACCAUUCUUCUGGGAUUCGGCUUCCUGGUCCUCCUGCUGACAACAAGGCACAUUAGCUUGAAGAAACCAAAACUAUUCUGGGUUUCAGCAGCUGCCCCAUUGACAUCAGUUAUUUUAUCAACCCUUUUAGUCUUCCUUCUGAAAAAUAAGACUCAUAAAAUUGCAGUUAUCGGGUACUUACCAAAGGGCCUUAAUCCACCAUCAUCAAACAUGUUAUACUUCAAUGGUCCUAACUUAGCUGUUGCCAUCAAAACCGGCAUUGUCACAGGGAUCUUAUCUCUCACUGAAGGAAUUGCAGUAGGUAGAACAUUUGCAGCACUAAAGAACUACCAGGUGGAUGGAAAUAAAGAAAUGAUGGCUAUUGGUCUUAUGAACAUGGCUGGCUCGUGCUCUUCAUGCUAUGUCACAACAGGAUCCUUUUCUCGAUCAGCUGUUAACUACAAUGCGGGUGCACGGACAACAGUUUCAAAUAUAAUCAUGGCUGCGGCUGUUCUAGUGACCCUUCUGUUUCUGAUGCCUCUGUUCUAUUAUACACCAAAUGUUGUAUUAGCAGCCAUUAUCAUCUCUGCUGUGAUUGGGCUAAUAGAUUAUCAAGCUGCAUAUAAAUUGUGGAAGGUUGACAAACUUGAUUUCGUGGCCUGUUUGUGCUCCUUUUUUGGGGUUUUAUUCAUUUCAGUGCCUUUAGGCCUUGGUAUAGCGGUUGCCAUAUCAGUCUUCAAGAUCCUCCUUCAUGUCUCUCGACCAAAUACUUUGGUUUUGGGGAAUAUACCAGGAACACAAUUGUUUCACAACCUAAACCAAUACAAAGAAGCUUUAAGAGUUCCUUCAUUUCUCGUUCUGGCUGUUGAGUCUCCAAUCUAUUUUGCUAAUUCAACUUACCUUCAAGAAAGGAUACUGAGAUGGGUUAGAGAAGAGGAAGAGCGUAUAAAAGUAAAUAAUGAAAAUUCAUUGAAGUGCAUAAUUUUGGACAUGACAGCUGUCACAGCCAUAGACACAAGUGGGCUUGACACUUUAUGUGAACUUAGAAAGAUGCUGGAGAAAAGAUCACUUCAGCUGGUGUUGGCAAAUCCUGUUGGAAAUGUGAUGGAAAAGUUACACAUGUCAAAAAUUUUGGAUUCCUUUGGAUUAACAGGAGUAUAUCUUACAGUGGGAGAAGCUGUGGCUGACAUUUCAUCAUCCUGGAAAGCUCAGCCUUGAUUUUCCAUGA
Molecule: messenger RNA, 1984 nt
Organism: Gastrolobium bilobum
Lineage: Eukaryota; Viridiplantae; Streptophyta; Magnoliopsida; Fabales; Fabaceae
Product: probable sulfate transporter 3.4
Exons: 13
Coding region: 1-1974 (657 amino acids)
Biological process (GO): transmembrane transport
Cellular component (GO): membrane
Source: RefSeq, a predicted model, not a curated record